AUGGGAAAGAUGUCAGCAUGGUUUUUCAAUAUCUUUAAACGUCACAAGAAUCCCAACUGUUCAAAGAAAAUAUUGAAAGAAGGUAUGGAGAAUUUAUCAAUGGAAGUCCCAACCCCAUCAAUGAUCAAUGGCAAUGAUAGUUUUUACUCUCAGAAACCAAAUGACAUGAACAGCGAAAAGAGUAGCCAUAUAUCUAACAUCAUAGAUAACCACAACUUCUCGAAAGGUUUGCAUUCAUGGCAUGCAAACUGCUGUGAUGCCUUUCUGGUUUCUCCUACAGUGGAAGAACACUCACUAAAAUGUUGCAAAGGGCAUGUUGUUGUUACAAAUAGAACCCAAAAUUGGCAAGGCUUAGAACAGGACAUAACAAACAAAGUUUCAUCAGGUUCCACUUACAAGGUUAUUGCCCGUGUUGGAGUUUCUGGGACGUGUCUCCACGGUAAUGCUGAAGUCAUUGCUACCCUUAAAUUUGAACACCAAAACUCGGCUACCAAGUAUUUGAACAUCACAAGAACUGCUAUCUCUAAAGAUAAAUGGGAGAACUUGGAAGGUACAUUUGUGUUGACGGAGAAGCCUGACCGUGUGGUGUUUUACUUGGAAGGUCCGGCCCCAGGAGUAAACAUUCUAAUUGAUUCAGUGUCUAUGUUUUGUCAUGGUAAACUUGCACCAUGUUGUUAUACGGACGAAGGGAACAUCAUAUUGAACCCUGAAUUUGAAGAUGGUGUUAGUAACUGGAGUGGAAGGGGAUGCAAAAUUCUGGUACACGACUCAAUGGGUGAUGGAAAGAUUCUUCCCAAAUCUGGCAAGUUCUUUGCGUCCACUGCAGAGCGCACACAAAGUUGGAACGGGAUACAACAAGAUAUUACUGGAAAAGUUCAGAGAAAACUUGCAUACGAAAUUACUGCUUUUGUUAGAAUCUAUGGGAAUAACGUUAGUAGCUCAAGUGUUAGAGCUACAUUAUGGGUCCAAACCCCGGAUUCUCGUGAACAAUACAUAAGCAUUGCUAACACACAAGCAACAGAUUCAGACUGGGUACAAAUGCAGGGAAUGUUUCUUUUAAACGGUUUGCAGUCAAAGGUCGUGAUUUAUCUUGAAGGUCCACCUUCUGGCACUGAUAUUCUUCUUGAUGGCUUAAUCCUUAAACAUGCUGAGAAAGUACCUCCAUCUCCUCCACCUAUCAUUGAGAAUCCAGACUAUGGAGUUAACAUUAUCACAAAUAGUAAUCUUAAUGAUGGAACAAACGGAUUCUUCCCUCUUGGUAAUUGUGUAUUAAAUGUUGUGACUGGCUCACCACACAUACUUCCACCAGCUGCAAGAGACACCCUCGGACCCCACCAACCAUUAAGUGGACGUUGCAUACAUACAACUAACCGCACACAGACCUGGAUGGGUCCGGCCCAGAUGAUCACAGACAAAGUAAAACUCUUUGUAACUUACCAAGUAUCAGCUUGGGUUAGACUUGGCCCUGGAGCCACUGGUGCACAGAAUGUAAAUGUGGCUCUUGGGGUAGACAGCCAAUGGAUCAACGGUGGUCAGGUUGAGAUCAAUGAUGCUUAUCGUUGGCACGAAAUUUGUGGGUCUUUUAGAAUUGAAAAUCAACCUGCUAAAGUUAUGGUUUAUAUUCAAGGACCAGCUGCUGGAAUUAGUUUUAUGGUGGCUGGACUUCAGAUCUUUGCCGUGGACAGGAAGGAGAGAUUUAGGCAUUUAAACCGACAAGCGGAUAAGAUUCGUAAAAGAGAUGUCACAUUGAAAUUAUCUGUCCCAAAGUCGAUCAAUAUGCCUGUGAAAAUGGUAAUAGUAAAACAAACUCAAAACAGUUUUCCUAUAGGAUCGUGCAUUAGCCGCUCAAACAUUGAUAAUGAAGACUUCGUGGCGUUUUUGGUGAAAAAUUUUGACUGGGCCGUUUUUGGAAACGAGCUCAAAUGGUACUGGACUGAAUCACAGAAAGGGAACUUAAACUACAAAGACGCUGAUGACCUUUUAAAAUUAUGUGACGAUAACAACAUAGCGGCUCGUGGGCAUUGCAUCUUUUGGGAUGUAGACAACACGGUUCAAGAUUGGGUGAAGAACCUUAGUAAAACCGAUCUAGCAACAGCUGUCCAAAACCGAAUGACUAGCUUAUUAAACCGAUACAAAGGUAAGUUCAAACAUUAUGACGUGAACAAUGAAAUGCUACAUGGUUCAUUUUACCCCAGCCGCUUAGGUCCAGAUACACGAGCCAACAUGUUCAAAACCGCAAACCAGUUAGACCCGUCAGCCACAUUGUUUGUGAACGAUUACCAUAUUGAAGACGGGUGUGAUACAAGAUCCACACCCGAGAAAUACGUAUCUCAAAUUCUUGAUUUGCAACAACAAGGUGCCCCCGUUGGGGGCAUUGGGAUCCAAGGGCAUAUUGAUAGUCCAGUGGGUCCCAUUGUUUGUUCAGCUCUUGACAAACUGGGAGUUCUUGGACUCCCAAUUUGGUUCACUGAGCUGGACGUUUCUUCAGUCAAUGAAUACGUUAGAGCCGAUGACUUGGAAGUUAUGCUUCGUGAAGCGUUUGCUCAUCCGGCUGUUGAAGGUAUAAUGUUAUGGGGAUUUUGGGAGUUGUUUAUGAGUCGCGAAAAUUCUCACUUGGUGAAUGCAGAAGGAGAUAUUAAUGAAACCGGAAAGCGGUUUCUUGAGCUUAAGAAAGAGUGGCUGUCUCAUGCUCAUGGACAUGUUGAUGAUUCAGGUGAGUUCAAGUUUCGUGGCUUCCCGGGCACAUAUGAGGUUGUUGUGCUUAAAGAUUCGAAGAAAACUGUCAAGAAAUUUGAAGUCGAAAAGGGUGAUAUUCCUUUGGUUGUGUCUAUUGAUGUGUAAGUGAUUGAUAUAAAUCACAUACGAAAGAAAAUAUGUUGGUGUUGUGGAAUAGUGUGCUUUUGGUGAUUCAAGUGUAAGGUUUCCGUGUCGAAAUUUAUUUGUUAAAAAGAAAAGAAAUAAUUAUGUUAUUGUAA
Messenger RNA from Erigeron canadensis, 2975 nucleotides. Its product is annotated as endo-1,4-beta-xylanase 1-like. The record is from RefSeq and is a predicted model, not a curated record. Lineage: Eukaryota; Viridiplantae; Streptophyta; Magnoliopsida; Asterales; Asteraceae. The transcript is spliced from 8 exons. Gene Ontology annotation, biological process: carbohydrate metabolic process. The coding region runs from base 1 to 2841 and encodes 946 amino acids. Gene Ontology annotation, molecular function: hydrolase activity, hydrolyzing O-glycosyl compounds.